Molecule: messenger RNA, 1691 nt
Organism: Cricetulus griseus (Chinese hamster)
Lineage: Eukaryota; Metazoa; Chordata; Mammalia; Rodentia; Cricetidae
Source: RefSeq, a predicted model, not a curated record
GCGUGUCCGGGAGCCUCGGCCGCACCAGCUUACAUGUGAGCAUGAGUCUUCUCAUGAUCAGUGAGAAUGUAAAGUUGGCUCGUGAAUAUGCAUUACUGGGAAACUAUGACUCUGCAAUGGUCUAUUAUCAGGGAGUUCUUGACCAAAUGAAUAAGUAUCUAUACUCAGUCAAAGAUACAUACCUCCAGCAGAAAUGGCAACAGGUUUGGCAGGAAAUAAAUGUGGAAGCUAAGCAUGUUAAGGAUAUCAUGAAAACACUUGAGAGCUUUAAACUGGACAGCACCCCUUUAAAAGCUGCGCAGCAUGAACUUCCGGCUUCUGAAGGAGAAGUGUGGUCCUUGCCUGUACCUGUUGAACGAAGUGGUCUCCUGUUGGUUAGACCCUCACCAGGACCUAGGAAACGCCAGUCUUCUCAGUACCAUGACCCUAAGCCACACAGUAACCGCCCAGGCACAGGCGUCAGAGCGCAUCGUCCAUCUGCACAGAGUCUUCACAAUGACAGAGGGAAAGCUGUGCGUAGUCGUGAAAAGAAAGAGCAGAGUAAAGGAAGAGAGGAAAAGAACAAAUCACCUGCUGCAGUUACAGAACAAGAGGCAAAUAAAUUUGACAGCACUGGAUAUGACAAGGACUUAGUAGAAGCUUUGGAAAGAGAUAUAAUUUCUCAGAAUCCCAAUGUUCGUUGGGAUGAUAUUGCUGAUUUAGUAGAAGCUAAAAAGCUGCUUAAGGAAGCAGUGGUGUUACCAAUGUGGAUGCCAGAGUUCUUUAAGGGCAUUAGGAGGCCAUGGAAAGGAGUACUGAUGGUUGGUCCACCUGGCACUGGGAAGACCCUUCUUGCUAAAGCAGUUGCUACAGAAUGCAAGACAACAUUCUUCAAUGUCUCUUCGUCAACCCUGACUUCUAAAUACAGAGGAGAGUCUGAGAAGCUUGUCCGUCUUCUGUUUGAAAUGGCUCGAUUUUACUCUCCAGCUACCAUAUUUAUUGAUGAGAUAGAUUCCAUUUGUAGUCGUCGCGGGACUUCAGAAGAGCAUGAAGCAAGCCGAAGGGUGAAAGCUGAGCUGCUGGUUCAAAUGGAUGGUGUUGGAGGAGCCUCAGAAAAUGAUGACCCUUCCAAAAUGGUUAUGGUUCUGGCAGCCACAAAUUUCCCCUGGGAUAUAGAUGAGGCUUUACGACGUCGUCUUGAGAAAAGAAUCUACAUUCCUUUACCAUCAGCAAAAGGCAGGGAAGAACUAUUAAGAAUAAGUCUUCGAGAGCUGGAAUUGGCUGAUGAUGUUAACCUUGCAAUCAUAGCAGAAAACAUGGAAGGUUACUCUGGUGCGGACAUUACCAAUGUAUGCAGAGAUGCAUCCUUGAUGGCCAUGAGAAGGCGUAUUGAGGGUCUAACUCCAGAAGAAAUCCGAAACCUUUCAAGAGAAGAAAUGCACAUGCCUACCACCAUGGAGGAUUUUGAAAUGGCUUUAAAGAAGGUUUCUAAGUCAGUAUCAGCUGCAGACAUUGAAAGAUAUGAGAAAUGGAUAGUUGAGUUUGGAUCAUGCUAACUUCUCACAUGUAAACUGUGAGAAAUCUGCCUUAAGUCUUUGAAACAUAAUUAAAUGUAGUAUUUCAUUGCACUGAGUGCUAUAUUUUUUUAAACUUUAAUAAUGGUGAGAUUUUUAAAUUCUGAUUCUGAAUAAAGGCAUUGUUUUUAAGCUGCA